Molecule: messenger RNA, 516 nt
Organism: Lactuca saligna
Lineage: Eukaryota; Viridiplantae; Streptophyta; Magnoliopsida; Asterales; Asteraceae
Source: the annotation of a GenBank genome assembly
AUGGGAAAUGGUAUAAGCAAACUCAAUCUAAAUUGUCAUGUCAAAGCUUCCAUUAGAGAACAAAAUCUCUAUGAACUCGACAAUUUUCAUUCUUAUAAACUCGAUCAUUAUUGUUACAAAGUUUUAAAAGCAGCCACAGGGAAGUUUUGCGACAAGAAUCUAGCAGGACAAGGAGGUUGUGGUGAUGUUUAUAAAGGGUGGAUAGAUCAUCGCACAAAAGAUUCUGCAAAACCAGGACAUGGUUUAACUGUAGCUGUUAAAAGGAUCAAGAAGGAAGGUGUUCAAGGCAUAGAUGAAUGGAGUAAUGAAUUGAAGAUUCUGAGGAGUUUUAAACAUCCAAAUGUAGUGAAACUGUUGGGAUAUUGUGCUGAAGGUAUGCACAGGAUGCUAGUGUUUGAGUUCAUACCUAAUGGAAGCUUGGAGGAGAAUCUUUCAAGAGGCAAAAUUUCAAGAUUUGAUGUUUGGGACAAGCAGAAUGCAGUGUGGAACUUAACUGGAGAAAAAGAAUCAAAAUAG